Bradysia coprophila is the source of this 1945-nucleotide messenger RNA. RefSeq names its product regulatory particle non-ATPase 6 (gene Rpn6). The record is from RefSeq and is a predicted model, not a curated record. NCBI's taxonomy places the organism in Eukaryota, Metazoa, Arthropoda, Insecta, Diptera, Sciaridae.
UGGCAAUACCAUGACAUGGCGUAUAUUGUUUUAGAAACGUGUGACAGAACGGAAUCACAGAUAUUUUUCUGAGCAAAAAAUUUAAAAUUUCUCAUUUAUUUCUUGCAAUAUCAUCAUGGCUGGUGCUACACUAUUUGAAACAGCCCAAGCAAAGUCAUUAGUGAAUCCUCAAGAAGGAAUUUCGCUGCUAAAUAAAAUAGUAAACGAACAAGAAGUGGCCGACAAUGACGACUUGAUUCGCAUCAAAGAACAAGGCAUUCUUCAGCUGGGCGAACUCUACAAACAAGAGGGAAAGGCAAAGGAGCUGGCCGAUUUGAUCAAAGUUACGCGUCCGUUUUUGAGUUUAAUCAGCAAAGCAAAGGCUGCAAAACUUGUGCGAUCGCUAGUCGAUUUGUUUUUGGAUUUGGAGGCUGGCACUGGCAUUGAAGUGCAACUGUGUAAAGAGUGUAUAGAAUGGGCGAAACAGGAAAAACGAACAUUUUUGCGGCAGUCGUUGGAGGCACGUUUGGUGGCUCUAUUUUUCGACACUGGCAUGUAUACGGAUGCUUUGCAAUUAGGAUCGACUUUGUUGAAGGAGCUAAAGAAAUUGGACGACAAAAUGUUGUUGGUGGAUGUGCAGCUAUUGGAAAGUAAAACUUAUCACGCUCUAAGCAAUUUGCCAAAGGCUCGUGCUGCAUUGACUUCCGCUCGUACCACCGCAAAUGGCAUUUACUGUGCUCCAAAGAUGCAGGGUGCAUUGGACUUACAAUCUGGAAUUCUACAUGCCGCCGACGAAAAAGACUUCAAAACCGCCUACUCCUACUUCUACGAAGCCUUUGAGGGAUACGAUAGCGUCGAAAGUGGCAAAGCAUUGACCGCACUAAAGUACAUGUUGUUGUGCAAAAUUAUGCUCGGUCUGGCCGAUGAUGUUAAUCAAAUUGUUAGCGGAAAAUUGGCUAUUACUUACUCCGGCCGGGACAUUGAUGCCAUGAAAGCAGUUGCUCAAGCUUCGCAUAAACGUUCGCUGGCCGACUUUCAACAGGCAUUGAAGGAGUAUCGUAAGGAAUUGGAAGAGGACGUCAUUGUGAAGGCUCAUUUGGGCACCUUGUACGACACGAUGUUGGAGCAAAAUUUAUGCCGCAUCAUUGAACCAUAUUCCCGCGUUCAAGUGUCACACAUUGCGCAAUCAAUUAAAUUGCCGAUGAUCCAGGUGGAAAAGAAAUUGUCUCAAAUGAUUUUAGAUAAGAAGUUCAGCGGCAUUUUGGAUCAGGGCGAAGGUGUUUUAAUCGUGUUCGAAGAGACUCCCGUAGAUAAGACUUAUGAAACUGCACUGGAAACUAUUCACAGUAUGGGCAAAGUGGUCGACACACUCUAUCAAAAGGCAAAGAAAUUGUCGUAGAUUCAGAUGGUGGUGGUGAUGGGGAUGGCCAUUUUUCGUUUUGUGUUUAUAAAAUAUUUCGAAAUUUAAUUCAUUUAGCGUUUAGGAGAUUUUGUUUUUUCUUUUUUUUUCUUUGGAAGUAAAAUGAUAAAAACUUGAAAAACAACUCUCUAAUCUACAAGUAAUUUAAACGGAUCAAUAAAACAUUCGGCUAAAAAGAUUUCACCAAAAAUUUAUUGAGUUGUUGAAUGAAUUGGCUGUAAAGACACGAAUUGGAAUUGGAAAUUUACUCUAGCAUCAAACUUAGUUUUGUCCUAACUCUCUCUCUCUCUCACACACACAGACACACACAUUACGACUAAAACUAAUUAAAAUUGUUGUCUACUUAACCGUUCCUCAUUAUCAUACCCCUUUCGUAACUGACAUUUUCUGACACUUAUUGCAAAUUACAGGAGUUUACAAAUUCAGUAACAAUGUUCUCUCGGUCAGCGAUUUAGACGUUUUUUUGUUCUUUUGUAUAAUGAUAAUCGGAAUGUUACUUUUGUAUAAAUAAAACAAACAAACAAAUUAAACGAUAAAAUUGAUAAC